This is a messenger RNA of Chenopodium quinoa (quinoa), 1230 nucleotides long. RefSeq names its product RNA-binding protein 48-like. The coding region runs from base 350 to 1036 and encodes 228 amino acids. Gene Ontology annotation, molecular function: RNA binding. The transcript is spliced from 9 exons. Lineage: Eukaryota; Viridiplantae; Streptophyta; Magnoliopsida; Caryophyllales; Amaranthaceae. The record is from RefSeq and is a predicted model, not a curated record. Gene Ontology annotation, cellular component: nucleoplasm.
GUUCAGCUCCAACCAAUUUAGUUGCUUUAACAAAUACUAGUAUUUCAUAAAUUAAAAGAAAAGAAAAUUUUAUUAAAAAAAAAAAAUAAUACUUAAUCUUAAUCUUAAAGGAAUAAAACGACGUCGCACAUACAAACAUAGAAAAAGUCCCAAAAUCAUUUUUUUGGUUCAUAGCAAAGCAGAAAAAAACUCACAAGUCACCAUUGAAGAUUCUUCAUUUGUAAGAAGCUUCAGUUCAUUGUAUUCCUCCGCCAUUAAAUUGUUGAAUUAGGUUUAUCCGUUGUUUCGUCAGACUUUUCACACUAAAGUAGCUCCUUUUUGCAAUUCAAAGGAGCAAGAAAGGGGAUUUAUGCCACGAUACAAAGAUGAACCUCCUGCUGUUCGUGUAUAUACCGUCUGUGAUGAAUCAAAGUACUUGAUUGUGAGGAAUGUACCAGCACUGGGGUGUGGUGAUGAACUUAAACAACUUUUUGCAACAUAUGGAGAAGUUGAAGAUUGUAAACCUAUGGAUGCGGAAGAGUGUGAGGCAUUUACCGAUGUCUACUGGAUCAAAUUUCACAUGAUCAGCAAUGCCAGGUUUGCAAAAAGAAAGCUAGAUGAGUCUGUUUUCCUUGGAAAUCGGCUGCAGGUGUCAUAUGCUACUGAGUACGAGACUCUGUCUGACACAAAAGAGAAGUUGGAAGGCAGGAGAAAGGAGGUUCUGGGACGAUUGAAGUCAGGAAGAUCUAGAGGUCAUGAAAUGCAAAGUAUAGGUGUUAGUAAUCCUCCCUUGUUACACGGAUCUCCCUCACAAGUAUCUCAACAAUUAGACAUAAAGCAAGGAUGUUACCCCAAAGAAAUGGAUCAACUUUCUAAGGUAGAUCCUUCGUUAAUCACCAGGGUGUCCUCUGAUCAGGAUUAUUUCCCAUUGCAGUCAAUGAAUGAAACAGUUAGAAGGGUGAGAGAGAAGCUCGAUAAGAUAGAAUCAACUUCUUCAAAUAUGCAAUCUGGCCAGGCUUCAAAGAAAAUGCGAGUAGAUAAUAGAAGGAGGAUAUGACUGCCCUCUUUUUCUGUCUUAUGCAGUUUGUCGAUUGGUCGAGUCUCCUGUAAAUUAGACAGUCCUCUGAUAUUCUGAAGCGCUGGUUUUUUACUGAGUAAUGACUUGGUGGAUGUUAGGCUGUGUAAAUUUUGAUUUAUACAUGUAAUGACAUUUUUUAAUGAGAAAUUUCGUAGUUCAUCUAUAUUUUUGAA